AACUACAGGUUGCCUGCCUUUCAGUUUAACUUUCAGUUUAGUCGACGAACGACAACGAUACGAACACGAAUCACUUUUGUUGUGAUUUCCGCGUGAAAACUACAGAAAAGAUUCCAAACGAAUACGAAGUCAGCAUCUCGCAGUGCAAAAUGGUUUCCGUGGAGACAGUUGGUUCUAUUUUCAUCAAGGCCCUUAAGUUGAUCAUCAACCUGGUGAUCAUCUUCCUGUACCGUUGGGGCGAUGGCGGCGAAUUUCUGGGCAUUGGCGGCACUUGGAAUCUGAACGAGGAGAAGAGCGCCGAUGCGGAAAUCGUGGCCUCGGGUGUCAUGGUUGGAUUUUUGAUUUACACUGGCUGCCAUACGAUUGCCUUUGCCUUUGGCACCACCAAACAUAAGGGAGAACUGUGCGACACCAUCAUGAACGUGGUUGGCUGCAUCAUGUGGAUCGCCGUGGGAGGAGUGGCCCUGCACUACUGGAAGGGUUACAUGUCCGACGAGGGAUUCCUGUACGUGAACUCGGAACGACAAGUGGGCAUUGCCAUGGGUUCGCUGUGCGUCAUCGAGGGCGCACUGUACCUGCUCGACACUGUGUUGGCCUGCAUUCACUAUUCAAAGGGCGACACCGACUACACGCAGUAAAUUCGCAGCCACGGGGAAUCGCAAUCGCAAUCGCAACCGCCGAAUAACCACAUCCACAUUUGUCUUUAUACUUAGAUCGCUUUAAGUGCAAAUUAGUUUGUAUCCGCAAUUAAACUACGUUCGUAAGGGUCCCUUGUCGCCAAACUAAACAUCAAACACCAAUUGUUUUAACUUUUACAAACCAUAUUAACCAUCCAAUUUUGGCAAAUACAAAUAGUUAAGACCA
Molecule: messenger RNA, 864 nt
Organism: Drosophila ficusphila
Lineage: Eukaryota; Metazoa; Arthropoda; Insecta; Diptera; Drosophilidae
Gene: Ssk
Product: protein snakeskin
Exons: 4
Coding region: 150-638 (162 amino acids)
Biological process (GO): septate junction assembly
Source: RefSeq, a predicted model, not a curated record